Equus quagga is the source of this 1568-nucleotide messenger RNA. It is a transcript of the gene SPINT2, whose product is annotated as serine peptidase inhibitor, Kunitz type 2. The record is from RefSeq and is a predicted model, not a curated record. The transcript is spliced from 7 exons. The coding region runs from base 366 to 1121 and encodes 251 amino acids. NCBI's taxonomy places the organism in Eukaryota, Metazoa, Chordata, Mammalia, Perissodactyla, Equidae. Gene Ontology annotation, molecular function: serine-type endopeptidase inhibitor activity.
GCUGCUUCGAGGCGGCCGCCAUUGGCGCCAGCACCCACCGCGCGUGUGGAGGUGUGGCGGGGCCUGCACGGUGGGACAGUCGCCGAGUGUCGCAGGGGGCAAGCGAGGGGCGGACUGACGCAUCGCGGGCGGAGAGGCCGCGUGUCCGCACCCCGCCGGUCCGCGACAGGGUCUUCCCGGCGACUUCGACCUGAGCGCCUGCGCGGCACCUCGCAGACCCUCCGGGAGCGCCCGCACGGGAGCACCCGCACGGGAGCACGAGGCGCUCCAGUGCGCGUGCGCGGCAGGGGUCUUCCCGCACCUGCUCGCGAGACCCCAACGGCCCGCGGCUCUAGGCCUCGCCUGGACGGCGGGUGGAGCUGGUCAUGGCGCCGCUGUGCGGACCCGGGUGUUGCCGGGCGCUGCUCGCGCUGCUGGCCUCGCUGCUAGUCCUCGGGGCUGACGCGGCCGACGGAGAACAGAGCGUCCACGAGUUUUGCCGCGUUUUGAAGGCCGUGGGAAGAUGCCGGGCCGCCUUCCCUAGGUGGUGGUACAAUGUCACUGACAGAUCCUGCCAGCAGUUUGUGUAUGGAGGCUGCAAUGGGAAUAAGAAUAAUUACCUGACCAAGGAGGAAUGUCUGGAGAAGUGUGCCGGCGUCACGGAGAACACCACUGAUGACUCGGCUGCCAGCGGGACUGGAGUGGAGUCCUCUGUCCCAAGUGUUCCCAGAAGGCAGGAUUCUGAUGACCCCUUCAGUGAUAUUUUCGACUAUGAAGAAUACUGUACUGCCAAGGCGGUCACGGGGCCUUGCCGUGCGUCCUUCCCGCGCUGGUACUUCAAUGCCGAGAAGAACGCCUGUGACAGCUUCGUCUACGGAGGCUGCCGGGGCAAUAAGAACAGCUACCUCUCCGAGGAGGAGUGCAUGAACCGCUGUUUCCGCAAGCAGCUGUACCCUGCUCUGCCCCACAGCACUAAAGUGGUGCUGGCAGGGCUCUUCCUGAUGGUCCUGAUCCUCCUGCUGGGAGCCUCGGUGGUCUGCCUGAUCAGGGUGGCAGGGAGGAGCCAGGAGCGCACCCUCCGCUCCGUGUGGAGCUCCGGGGACGACAAGGAGCACCUGGUGAAGAACGUCUACGUCCUGUGAGCGCCCCGCCCUCAGGACCCCGAGAGGGCGGCAGCAGGAUGCGCGUGCGCUUUUAGAAUACGGGAUUGGUGUCUGUGUGAGGGAUUGGUGUCUGUGUGAGUGCCGGGCUUCUGUCCGCUCCUUCUCCGGAGGGUGAGAGGGCUGCUGCCCGCGCCCAGGCGGUCUGCGCUGGAGACCCUCUUCCGGAGGCGCCCUCCACUGCAGGGCGGCCCCCAGGGGCGUUGCCUCCUGUUUCUUUCUUCGCUCCAGGUGUAGUUCCUUCGCUUCUGUUGAAUCCUGUUGCCUCCUUUCCCAUCACAGAAGUGGUAUUUUAAUAGUUUCCUUUGUUUGUUUGAUUUGGGGGUUUUUUUAAGUAAGCAGAAAUAAAAGGUUUUUUUAUUAGGAUUCUGAAAGCAAGAGAGUAAAAUAUACAAAUUCAAUAAAAGGGGCCUUCCCUUUCAAAAUAAA